AGCGUAUCUCAUGUAAACUCUUCGCCAGCUUGUAAUUUUGCACGUUGGGCUCACGAUUUCUGGUCUCUCUGUCGAAGUUACGGUGGACACAUUUCGCGGCUCCACAGGAAAUACGGUCCAGCUCACGCAGCACGGUCCGUGCUGGGGUAUUUCAAGGACCAAGCCCCUCGCUAGACGCGACGACGACGACAUAAUCUUCCUGGUGUACGCUGGGAAAGCAUCAGGACACCGUCAUCCAGUCCGAGUCAGUGACUCGUACAAGAAAUUGAAGGGACGAAGCAUACCCUCCGCGGUGCACGUACGAUGGACGGCGACGUCCAAGAUACCACAAGGUACAGCGGGUGGCAGUACAGCGGAAAAGUCAUGAUCCCGCACGAACCAUCCAGCCUUUCGCCGCAUGUGUUUUGGGAAAAGUACAUUAGUAAGCGCCGGCCCGUCGUUCUUGACGGUUUGCUGCCAGAGCCUUCGUUCCAAGGGCAAAAAUGGACGGACCUCAACUAUCUCUCCACAGUGGCAGGCGAUGCACGCGUCAAGAUCGAGCCCAUGCAUCCCGAACUGCAGCGGUUCGGAACAGCCAUGACACGACGCACGGUUCAUCUGGCAAGAUUCAUCGACAUGUUACAACAUCCGGACGCAAAGGAGAGAGGCGCAUACUACCUUACGACCCAGUACGACUCAGAGUCUGAACUAGACGGCCUGACACCCGAUGCAUCCGACUUGGACCCGGUUCUGCCGUCGCCCACCCAUGCGCUCAUCCGUGACUUUCCGGCUCAACCAUCGCUCAUGGGUGGCCUCGUCCUACAACAGUGCAAUCUGUGGCUCGGAGCUGCUCCAGAUACAACGCAGCCGAAUGGAAAGGUGGCAAACGGCGGCAUGAGCACUGGCGCCACUGCUGCUACCGGCACCAGCUCCGGCUUGCAUCAUGAUUUUCACGACAAUCUCUACGUCCUUCUCUCCGGUGCGAAGCGUUUCUUGCUUUUUCCGCCUACGGCACACGAACACUUGCAUAUCCGAGGGAAGGUGCAGACCGUCCACGAGAACGGAUUGAUUGUAUACGAUGAUAAGACUGAUGGGACCGAUGGCCUCCCGCGCGUUCAAGCGGCGCAGUGGCGCCUGCGCGCGCGGCUGCGUCUGCUGCGCGAGCUCGAGGAGCUCGCAGCGCAAUCUGCUGGCGAAGCCGAGCGCAGUCGUGCGCAGCGCAAGGACGAGGGCGAAGACGAAGGCGAAGACGAAGACGAAGACGAAGACGAAGACAAAGACGAAGACGAAGACGAAGACGAAGACGAAGGCGAAGACGAAGACGAAGGCGAAGACGAAGACGAAGGCGAAGACGAAGAGAGCGAGGCUGACUCCCAUGAAGUCGAGGAAUCCGCUCGUAACGGUGCUGGUUCCGAAAGGAUCAAGAAGGAGCCACAGAGCUUUUCGCGUAUAAAGCCAGCUGUGCUGCAUGCGCAUUUCGGCAUC
Molecule: messenger RNA, 1464 nt
Organism: Tilletiaria anomala UBC 951
Lineage: Eukaryota; Fungi; Basidiomycota; Exobasidiomycetes; Georgefischeriales; Tilletiariaceae
Product: Clavaminate synthase-like protein
Exons: 7
Molecular function (GO): 2-oxoglutarate-dependent dioxygenase activity
Source: RefSeq, a predicted model, not a curated record